Messenger RNA from Dictyostelium discoideum AX4, 4683 nucleotides. RefSeq lists its product as hypothetical. The transcript has 2 exons. Lineage: Eukaryota; Evosea; Eumycetozoa; Dictyosteliales; Dictyosteliaceae. The record is from RefSeq and is a predicted model, not a curated record. Gene Ontology annotation, molecular function: phosphoric diester hydrolase activity; glycerophosphodiester phosphodiesterase activity; starch binding. The coding region runs from base 1 to 4683 and encodes 1560 amino acids. Gene Ontology annotation, biological process: glycerol metabolic process; lipid metabolic process.
AUGAAAUUUCAAAAACAUUUAAAAAAUGUCACAGUUUGGAAUCAUCAUUAUUUACCAUACCAAAAAUUAAAAAGAAAAUUAAGAACCUUUUUUUCACCACCACAAUCACCAUCAGAUAGUACACCACCACCACCAACAACAACAACAACAACAGCAUCUACAACUACAGUUAAUAAUAACAACAGAGCAAUUUCAAUUAGUGAUGGAGGUAAUGGUAACUUAAAUUUUUUAGAUAUUUUAGAAAAUGAAAUUAAAAAAGUGAAUCAAUUUAUUUUAGAUGAAAAAUUAACAAUUGUAAUGAAUAGAUUUGAAGAUUUAAAAUUAAAAUUUAAAUCAAUUGAUUUUUCAUCACCAUUUUCAGUUUAUCUCAGUGUUGGUUUAAUGACACCACAACAAAUUGAGGAUAAUAAUAAUAAUUAUUUAAAUACUAUUCAAAGUAAUAUUUCAAAUAAUAAUAAUAACAACAAUAAUAAUAGUAAUAACAACAACAAUAAUAAUAAUAGUAGUAAUAAUAAUAAUAGUAAUAUUAAUAAUAGUACAGAUAAUAAUAAAGAUUUAUCAACACCAUUAGAUCAAUCAUCAUCAUCAUUAUAUUUCUUUAGUGAACAACAACAACAACCACCAGGACAAGGAUCUAAUGAUGUUGAUACUGUAACAGCAUUUCAAAUUGCAUUUGAAGAUAUUUUAAAACAAUUGGCAGAGAUUGAUCAAUUUUCACAAUUAAAUAUUCAAGCAAUUCAAAAAUUAUUAAAUACAUAUUCAAAAAAGAAAAUUAAAACUUUAAUUUCUGAUAGAAAAAAAAGAAAAGUUAGUCAAACUGAAACAACUUUACCAAAAAUGUUUCAUUUAGAAAUUAAUAAUAAUCAUAAUAGUAAUAAUAGUAAUAAUAAUAAUAAUAAUAAUAAUAAUAAUAAUAAUAAUAAUAAUAAUAAUAAUAAUAAUAAUAAUAAUAAUAAUAAUAGUAAUAAUACAUUAUCACCAGCAACAAAUACAAUAUCAAUAUUAUCCAAAGAACAACUAAUUGAAGAUGUUAAAAAAGAUAUUGAUAAUUAUUUUAAAGAAAAAGUUGAAGUUUUAGAAUUAUAUCAUCAUACUCAAAUUAAAAAAUUAACAUUAGAAAUUGAAUUAGAAUAUCAAACAAUUUGUCAAACAAAUGUUCAUUUAUUAAAUAAUAAUUAUUAUGAUAUUUUAAAUAUUAAAGAAAAAGAAUUAUCAAAUAAAGUUGAAUCAUUAUGUAGAAAUGUUGUAAAUAAUAAUAUUUCAAUUGUUAAAAGUUUAAUUGAAGAUAUUAAAAAUUUAAUGAGAGAUGAAUUAAAAUUAGAACAAGUUAAUAAUACAAUGUGGAUUGAAACUAUUCAUUCAUGUAUUCAUAAAUCAUGUUAUUUAGGUAAUGUUGAAAUGGUUAAAUUCUUAUUUAAUACUUUUAAUGAUCUUAAAAUGGUAAAUAUUAAAUAUUGUGAUGAAAAGAAUAAACAAUUCAUUCAUUUGGCUGCUGAGAAUGGUAGAUUAUCAGUUAUGGAAUUUUUAAUUGAAAAUGGUGCAGAUAUUGAAUGUUUGGAUUUCCUUUCACGUAGACCAUUACAUUUAUCUGCAAAGAAUGGUAAAUAUGAUUGUGUGAAAUUGUUACUUGAAAAAGGUGCAAAACAAGAUGUACUAGAUAGAGAAGGUUGUACACCACUAUAUUUGGCAUGUCGUCAACCACCAUCAGCAAACAAUAUCAUUAAUAGUAGUGGUGAUAUUAGUCUAUCAGUGGUUGAUUUACUAUUAUUAUCAGGUUCACCCCUAACUCGUGGUCCAUAUGGUAGACAUAUUUUACAUGAAGCUUCAUCAAAAGGUAAUUGUAAUAACAUUAAUAGUAUCUUAAAAAUAGAUCCAGAUUCUGCAAAUUCAACAGACUCAUUCGGACGUACACCAUUAUUUGAAUCAAUUAAACAUGGUCAAUUACAAGCGAUUUCAACUCUAUUAGAGAAGAAUGCUCAAAUCGUUUCAGUGUUUGAUGAUGAUAAGAGAACUCCACUUCAUGAAGCCGCUGCAAAUGGCCAAUUGGAUUCAAUGCAUUUAUUAAUUAAUAAUAUUUUAGAGAAUUUAAAAGAAGAUCAAGUUUCAAAAGUUGUAAAUCAACAAGAUGAUGAUGGUUGGUCACCACUUCAUGAUGCUUGUUAUUUAAAUUAUAUUCAUUGUGUUAAAUGUUUAUUAGAGAAUAAAGCAAAUCCAAAUCUUUUAGAUAAAGGUGAAUGGUCACCAAUAGUUCAUUCAUUAUAUCGUGGUAAUAUUCAAGCUGCAAUUACAAUCAUUGAAUUUAUUAAAAAGAAUCCUGAUUUAUUUCAAGAUACAACAACAACAACAACAUUAUCAAGUAGUAAUACAAUUCCACAAACAACAUUAAAAGAUUCAAAGAAUUUAAGUUGUAGUAGUAGUGGUGUUCCAUUAAUUACAGCAUCAACAGUUGGUACAACAGUAUUACCACCAAAAUUAGAUAUAGUUGAUUUAAAUAAAUCAAUUAGUAAUUUAAAUUUAUCAUCAAAUAUAAUAUUAAAAUCACCAGAAUCUGAAUUAUUAUCACCAACACCAUCCUCAUCAUCAAAUAAUAGUAGUAGUAUUUCAGUAACACCAUCAACUUCACCAUCAACAAGUAAAAAAAUUUUAAAAAGUUUAAUGUCAACAGUUACAUUUAGAAUUCAAUUAGUUUCAACAACAAUUAAACCUGGUCAAAAAGUUGGUAUUGUUGGUAAUAGAAAAGCAAUUGGCUCAUGGAAUCCUUCAGCUGCAUUAAUGUUUAGAGAAGUUGAUAAUAUUGGUAGUGGUGGUUGGAUUGGUAAAGUACAAGUACCAGUUAAUGUUCAAUUAGAAUAUAAAUAUGUAAUUUUCGAAGGAUCACGUUUAGAUACAUGGGAAGCUUUACCAGAGAAUAGAAAAUUCACACCACAAGAAGAGGAAGAGUUUGUUGAUGAUGGUGUAUUUGGUCAAAUUACAUUUGAUGAAGAUAGUGUCACAGCUGAACAAUCAAAACAAUCCCUCUUUAUGGAACGUGGUUGGUUAGUACAAGAUACUCAAAUUAGAAUUAGAUUUGGUGAAACUUCACCAACUGAUUUACAACGUAAAAUUAAACAACCAAUUACUUUAUACAAUGGUAAAGAACAAGCUGGUAAAAUCGUUGUAACCCUAAGAGAUCGUUCAUCAAAUAUUCAAUCAGGUACUGGUUUAUCUCAAGUUAAUUUACCCCUAACUAAAGAUCAUUCAGUUCAAUUCCAAACUAAUCAAUUAAAACCAAAUUCUUAUCAUUCAAUUCAAUUUGAUAUUUAUCGUCGUGGUAUGUCAAGUGUAUUAAUUGGUCGUUCCAUUGUAUUGGUAUCAGAGUUAACAAGUACAAAUCCAUAUAAAAAAGUUGUACCAAUUAUAAAUUCAUCAUUGUUAUCAGUUGGUGAAUUAUAUUUCUUUCCAUUAAUUGUUUCACCAUUUACUCAUUCAAAAAUAUCUGAUGUUUUAUCUAAUACCUAUUGGAAAUCAACUCUAUUAAUUGGUCAUCGUGGUGGUGGUGCUGAAAAUGCUAGAAAUGUUGGUAAAUAUAAAAGAACUCACAUUAAAGAGAAUACAAUUCUUUCUUUCGUUACAGCUGCUUCAUUAGGUGCUCAAUAUAUUGAAUUUGAUGUUCAAUUAUCAAGAGAUAAUAUUCCUGUAAUUUAUCAUGAUUUUGAAAUUCUUGGUCAAGAUGGUAUUAAAAUACCAAUUAAUAAAAUUAAUCUUGAACAAUUUAAAUCAUUACAACAAGAAAAAAAAAAUAGUAGCAAUAAUAACAAUAAUAAUAAUAAUAAUAAUAGUAAUAACAACAAUAAUAAUAAUAAUAAAAAUAAUAGUAAUAGAAUUAAUAAUAAUAAUUCAAAUCAACAUGAUGAAAAUAAUAAAAAUAAUAUUUCAAAAACAUUACCAUCUUUAAAAACUUUACGUGGUAGAUCAAAAUCAAUGCAAGAUAUAUUUAAUGAUUUUGGUACAUCAUCAAGUAAUAUUUUAGCAAAUUUAAGAAAUAGUGGUAUAAUUAAUGUAAACAAUACACCAAGUUCACCAUUGGCAUCAUCAUCUUCAUCUGCAAAUUCUUCACAACCUAUUAGUGAUUCGUUUACAACAUUGGAAGAAACCUUUAAGAAUGUACCAAUUGCUACUGGAUUUAAUAUUGAAAUUAAAUAUCCAAAUCAAGAGAAAGAAAUGGAAAUUCAAAUGAAUAAUAUGAAUAGAAAUGCUUAUGUUGAUACUAUUCUAAAGGUUGUUUUUGAACAUGCAGGUAAUAGAAGUGUAAUGUUCUCUUCAUUCGAUGCUGAUAUUUGUUUACUUUGUUCUUUGAAACAACCAAAAUAUCCAGUUUUCUUUUUAAAUAAUGCUGGUUUCACUCAACAUGCUGAUCCACGUGCAAAUUCAAUAUCAGAGGCAAUUCGUUUCUCAAAAUCUGCUCAUCUAUUGGGUAUUGUCACAAACUCAAAGAUUCUAUGUGAAGCUCCACCAAUUAUUGGUCAAGUUAAAUCUGCUGGUUUAAUGUUAUGUUCUUGGGGUUCCGAAAAUAAUGACCCUGCUUUAGUUGAUCUUCAAGAACAAUUGGGUUGUGAUGGUGUUAUCUCUGAUCAUAUUGCCUAUAUUUCAAAACAUUACUAUACAAAUAAUAAUACCAUUAUUAAUAAUCAAAAUAAUCAAUAA